Ruditapes philippinarum (Manila clam) is the source of this 564-nucleotide messenger RNA. RefSeq names its product transcription factor EC-like. Gene Ontology annotation, molecular function: RNA polymerase II cis-regulatory region sequence-specific DNA binding; protein dimerization activity; DNA-binding transcription factor activity, RNA polymerase II-specific. The record is from RefSeq and is a predicted model, not a curated record. Gene Ontology annotation, biological process: regulation of transcription by RNA polymerase II. The transcript is spliced from 4 exons. Bases 70 to 564 code for a protein of 164 amino acids. Gene Ontology annotation, cellular component: nucleus. Lineage: Eukaryota; Metazoa; Mollusca; Bivalvia; Venerida; Veneridae.
AUAUCUGACGAAGUCAAUAAGCUGGAUGAUUUAUCUGAAUCAUCCAAAAAUGAUAGACUGGACGUAGAAAUGAUACCUAUGAAGCAACAAAAAGACAAGGAGAAAAAGAGGAAAGAAUCACACAAUAGAAUAGAGAAGAAGAGAAUGGCAUACAUUAACGAGAAAAUUUCAGAGCUAGAAAGCUUCCUUCCAGGAAAUGCCAAACGACGUUCAAGGCAAAGGAAGGGGUUAAUUUUGAAGGAGUCUAUUGAUUAUAUUAAACAAAUUCAGCAAGAACAGACUUUCAUACAACAAAGAUUGCAAGACAAAAUAGAAGAUACAGAUAAUGCUAUUAAAAACCUCUUAUAUAAAUUGCAGCAAGUAGAACUACAGAUUCAGUCAUCGGAAAAACGACAGCUUCACGAAGAAAAAGUCAAUGAAACUCAUGUUAAACAAAAUGGAAUUACCACUGCUACCUUUCCAAGAACAUAUUCUCCCCACACCAACCCUCCUACAGAAGUAUACACAACGAUGCAUCGUUCAACUAUUCCAGGUCGACUAUGUCUAACUAAAGGCCAUUAUUGA